ACGCUAACGGCAUGAAGAGCCGGUUCAGUGUGCAUGAUAGGAUGAGGACACCGCAACUCUCGGACAAUUCGUUAACACUUAGAGAUCUCACACAGCUACCACUACGGGAAUAGUCGGAACGUUUGAUAAUAAAUGGACAGACCAGCAGCUUUCGCGAUUCACUCGUCACCGAGCAGCAGGAAUUAUUGGAAGUGAUGGGGAAUACAACACCCAAACCAUUAUUAGAUGCCAGUCGACAGCACCGCCCAGUGGCCAGCAGGCAGUAUUGCACUAUUACCAACAGUGGAGGGGAGCGCCGCACAUCUGCCCCACCGAUCAGCAUCGAUACGCCCCGUUUUCACCCCCACGCCAAGGGAAAGAACAUUCGGUUGGACGCCCAACUGCGACGGGCCACGCGGAAGAACAGCUUCUGCAAUGGCAUCACCUUCAGCCAGCGACCCGUGCGUUUGUACGAGAAGGUGCGUUUGCGCCUGUCGGGAAUUCACACGGGCUGGAGCGGGGCUCUUCGCUUCGGUUUCACAAGCCUAGACCCCAGCGAGCUUGCCCUGGUGGACAUCCCCAAGUAUGCUUGUCCCGACCUGGUGACGCGGCCUGGAAACUGGGCCAAGGCGCUGCCCGAGAGGCUGGCCAUGCGGGACAAUGUUCUGGCCUUCUGGGCUGACCGCCACGGCCGGGUCUUCUACAGCAUCAACGACGGGGAGCCCAUUCUCUUCCACUGCGGUCUGAGUGUUGCCUGCCCGCUCUGGGCAAUCAUUGAUAUCUAUGGAAUCACACAGGAGGUUACACUGCUGGAGAGCACGUUUGCUGAGAGCGUGGCCACGGGGUGUCUGAGUACCGCUCGACUCAGUGCCUAUCUUCCCCAGAGCAACCACGACUCGGCCAAUUACAGCAACAACCAGCUUGAGACCAACCAGGCCGCCGCCGCCAAGUUCGCCACAUUGCAACUCAGCAGCUACAACCAGCUCAACCCAUGCUGCUCUGCCUCUUCUACUGCCUCAUCAUCCAACGCCUCCACCACCCAGAGAGCAGCCAGAGGGCUGUCCUCACCCCUCGAUACAGACCUGCAUUUUCAUCCUGUCCGAGGUCCGGACGUCGUGCUCUCCAACGACCGCACGGUGGCUUGCACGCACUUUCUGGACAGCAGCAGGACGUUGAUGUUUAGCGACAGGCCUGUCCGUAUGGGCGAGACGCUGUACGUGGAGGUGGGCCAUCUCGGCUUGCCGUACUUUGGGGCACUUCUGUUCGGUAUGACCUCGUGCGAUCCGGGCACCCUCAAUGCUGGCGAGCUUCCAGCCGACCCGGAAGUGCUUCUGGACCGUAAGGAGUACUGGGUGGUGUACAGGGGCUUUCCCGUUCCGACAGCGGGCGACGUGCUCAGCUUUACCCUUCUGGCCAACGGCGAGGUACAUCACGGGGUUAACGGAGGGGCACGUGGCCGUCUAUUGUGCGUGGACUCCUCUCAGGUUCUGUGGGCUUUCUUCACGCUGCAUGGGGCCGUGAACCGACUCAGGAUAUUAGGAACAAUUCAGUCCAGCCCAUCCAGCUGCUCAUCGGCAUCUCAGGGAUCAACACCUGAUGACAGCGACUCUGACCUGGCCUUCAGUGUCAACAGAUCCUCAUCGGCGUCUGAAUCUUCUCUAGUGACGGCCCCCAGCUCUCCUCUCAGUCCACCGGUCUCACCGACCCUCUCCUCAUCAGACGCACCCCAGAGCAACAAGAUCAAUGAGUGUACCGUGUGCUUUGAUCAUGAGGUGGAUACCGUCAUCUACACGUGUGGACACAUGUGUCUGUGUAAUGACUGCGGGCUGAGGCUCAAGAGACAGAUUAAUGCUUGCUGCCCCAUCUGUCGCAGACCCAUAAAGGACGUCAUCAAAACGUACAGGCCAUGAAAGGACUAUAUUGUGCAAACUUGUAUUUAAGAACUUGCGUAUAUAGCUUGGAUUUGUGUAGCAUCAAGCUCUUUCCGUAAUUCUCUCACCUCAUAUUCAAACACGGAUAAUCUAAAUUGAUAGACUAAAGGUUAAAUGAAGACAUGACUGAUGGGAAAAGAUUCAAUAUUUUAGUGCCUUUUGUAGUGUUCCUAAAGCAGCACUUAAUGAAUUAGACAAUCAUAUCUGGAAUGUUUUGUAUGGGUGUGAAUUAAGAAAUUAAAGUUAUUCUCAGAGGGAAAGAUGUGUAACAGUAAUAAACAGGGCUACAAAUGGGAUUUUAUAUAUUAUAUUAAAGAAAUAUGUAUUGUCUGACCUUCUAAUUGCUGUGUAUAUUUGUAUUAUGACUGUUGGCUUUGAUCAUUCAUUGCACUUAUCAGCACAAAAUAGAGAUUCCUUCUCAGAAUUGUAUGAGGAGGACUACGUUUAACAUAAAGAACAAAAAAAAAUCUUUUCUGUAUAAUAGAGUGGUGUGGUAUUUUAACUUCCUUUUUAUUCUUUAUUUUGUCUCUGAAAAAAUUGUCAAACAAUGGCAUUUUCUAGUAAACAUUUAGUCCGAUGAACCGCAAAAAAAAGAGCUAAAUCACAGAAAAAAAUUGUACCUGAAGAAACGGAACACAUGACAAAACAUUCUCAUCAUUGUGAAGAGUGAAACAUUGUAACUAUCAACUUCCAGCAUUAGCUCACCUGAAAAGGGGACUGAAAAGAAGACCUACAGUGUAUCGGCUGAUCAGGAGCAUCUUCAGAUGGAGGUCACUGCAGGCAUGACAUGCUCACAGACAUGGCACAAAACUCCUCGACUGUUGUGAUGAAAGGAAUUGUCAGAAUCAUGUUUCCAUUUGAGAUCUGGACCACACACUUAUUGCAAACUGAUUUUUUUCCGUAACUUUUUUCUUCACCAAGAUCUUCCCUUUAUUCCUUAUAGAUUGCAACACACGCAAUUUAUAGUGUCAAAAUGUCAUCAGUCAUAUAGUAUAGCUGACAAACCUAAAUUAGAGCCUCAACUAAAGACCCAAAGGCUGGCAACAAUCCAGUGUUUUAAACCAGGAAUUGCAU
Molecule: messenger RNA, 2984 nt
Organism: Triplophysa dalaica
Lineage: Eukaryota; Metazoa; Chordata; Actinopteri; Cypriniformes; Nemacheilidae
Gene: neurl1b
Product: neuralized E3 ubiquitin protein ligase 1B
Exons: 5
Coding region: 195-1889 (564 amino acids)
Biological process (GO): ubiquitin-dependent endocytosis
Cellular component (GO): early endosome
Molecular function (GO): ubiquitin protein ligase activity
Source: RefSeq, a predicted model, not a curated record